GACGCGAGAACAGCCAUUCGAAUCCAGUAUUAGUGCGGUGUAGAGUGCUACUCGGUGUUUUUUCAUCUUUCACGCCUGUCUUCCUCCCCGAGUUUACCGAUUUUCAUUUUCGUGACUUCGAACCCGACAUCCGGUGGUGAGUAGUAGAGUACACGCAGCGAGCAAGUAAGCAACAGUGUUCCACGGCCAUCCAGACAUCAUCGUACAACCUACAACACACCCAUUUUCAGGAUUCUCCCAAGAAAACGUUAGAGAGUGUACAGACAAAAUGCCUUUUAAGCCAGUAGAACACCCCAAGUGUCCCAAAUGCGGCAAAUCCGUAUACGCCGCGGAAGAACGCGUCGCCGGAGGACUCAAAUGGCACAAGAUGUGCUUCAAGUGUGGUCUGUGCGGCAAAUUGCUCGACUCGACAAACUGCUCCGAGCACGAGGGUGAGCUAUUUUGCAAAGUGUGCCACGGACGCAAGUUCGGUCCUAAAGGAUACGGCUUCGGUGGAGGCGCUGGUUGCCUGUCCAUGGAUCAGGGCGAACAUUUGAAGAGUAGCGAGGAGCUCGCGAGGGGAUCGAACGCCGUUCUGGAACCGAGAGCCAUCGCGAAGGCGCCUGAAGGGGAAGGUUGUCCCCGAUGUGGAGGAUACGUGUACGCCGCCGAGCAGAUGCUAGCUCGAGGAAGGGCUUACCAUAAGCAAUGCUACAAGUGCAAAACCUGUCAACGGUCUCUGGACUCGACGCUUCAUUGCGAUGGUCCUGAUCGCGAGAUAUAUUGUCGAGCUUGCUAUCCGAAGAAAUUCGGUCCGCGAGGCAUUGGCCAUGCUGGGGUUAUGUGGAUCGGGCUGCAGUGCGAUAUUGAGGACGAGGGCGAUGCUGCUCCUCGUACAACCGUGGUCGACACCGCCGUAAUCAAGGCCCCACCUGGCAAAGGUUGUCCACGUUGUGGUGGCGUUGUAUUCGCUGCUGAACAGGUGCUUGCAAAGGGCCGCGAAUGGCACAGGAAAUGCUACAAGUGUCACGACUGCAGCAAAACUCUCGACUCUAUCAUCGCCUGUGACGGGCCCGACAAAGACGUCUACUGCAAGACUUGCUACGGAAAGAAAUGGGGACCGCACGGAUACGGAUUCGCAUGUGGAUCGGGAUUCUUACAAACCGAUGGCCUAACGGAGGAAGAAAUAUCAGCCUCUCGCCCAUUUUACAAUCCUGAUACGACGGCUAUCAAGGCACCAGCUGGUCAGGGAUGCCCCCGCUGUGGUGGCAUGGUAUUUGCCGCCGAACAACAGCUCGCCAAAGGUACUAUGUGGCACAAGAAAUGCUUCAACUGUGCCGAAUGCCAUCGACCUCUGGACUCCAUGCUAGCCUGUGAUGGACCUGACAAGGAAAUCCACUGCCGAUCUUGCUACAGUAAACUGUUCGGACCCAAAGGAUUUGGGUUCGGACAUACCCCGACUCUCGUUUCAACCAAUGGAGAUCACGCUCCCUCAUACAUCGAUGCCAAGCCUCAGGUGGGUCAGAAGCGAAACGACGGUCACGGGUGCGCGCGUUGCGGCUACCCAGUGUACGCUGCGGAGCAGAUGAUCUCGAAGAACCGCGUGUGGCACAAGCGCUGCUUCAGCUGUGCCGAGUGCCACCGUUCGUUAGACUCUACGAAUCUGAACGAUGCCCCGGACGGGGACAUUUACUGCCGUGGCUGUUACAACCGGAAUUUCGGGCCGAAGGGUGUAGGCUUCGGCAUGGGGGCGGGUACCCUGACGAUGGCCUAACUUCUUCAGGAACGUCGAAACGCUGGAAACCAGUCUCAUAUAUAUAUAUAUAUAUAAAUAUAAAUAUACACAUAAAUAUAA
Molecule: messenger RNA, 1834 nt
Organism: Bombus huntii
Lineage: Eukaryota; Metazoa; Arthropoda; Insecta; Hymenoptera; Apidae
Product: muscle LIM protein 1-like
Exons: 9
Coding region: 269-1753 (494 amino acids)
Biological process (GO): sarcomere organization; muscle tissue development
Cellular component (GO): Z disc; nucleus; cytoplasm
Molecular function (GO): structural constituent of muscle; actinin binding
Source: RefSeq, a predicted model, not a curated record